AUGGGCCCUGGCCCCGAGCUGCUAGCCUCCUACGCUCCACCUCCCUGCAAGUUACGUCUGUGUCCCGCCAUGCCAGCUUGUGCCAGAGAGGGUUCCCCUAAACCGCUCUCAAAAACAAGAAUCCUUGUGCUUUGUGCACCUUUGCUGCCUUGCUUUUCCUUCGCUGUUCAUCCUGCCUUGAUCGUCUCUGGCCCCGUCACAUCGGCUCGAAGCUGCUGCGGGAGUCGGGCAACAACCCGAAGUCCGCCACGCAGCCGCCGCCGCCCUCUGUCGCAGCACCAUGCCGUCUAUGGUUCGCUUCUUCGGGGAGUUAGCGGCAACCGGUGCUCAUCAGUCCACCAGAAGGUCCAGCAUCCGCAGGGGCUCGGAGAUCGGGGAGCGACUCGAGCACACCAUCCACCUGACCUCCCAGUCCUCCACUCCGUCGGCUCACGACACGGGCAGCGACUUCAACCCCUUUCACUGCAAGCACUGCAUGACGACAAACAUGAAGGAGGAUCCGUUGCGCAUCUAUACAGAAAAUAUCUGCUCCUCCAGUUUGUCUUUCCUGGCACAGGCAUCCCCACGUCAGAGUUCUGCCCCUUAACCUGUUUCAUCUCCCCGGGAGCAUCCCUCACUUGUACAUUUCCGCCUCAUUCUCCUUUGUCUGUAGCCUGCUUGGUCUCCUUAGUGAUCGGCCCCUGGUCUGCCUCCCAACAACGCCCAGACCUCACCGCGCCGGUUGGAAGGUCAAAGGUCAUUAAACGGCUGCGCAAGAUGCUGCAGCUGCAGCAGACGGCGACUGCGGAUAUCUCGCCACUAACACUGCAUGUGCUGGGAGUCUGGCACCUCCAUGGCUCUAUCACACAGCAUGUUGAAUUUGUUUGAAGAUAACGGUCUCUGUUUUAAGGGUUAAAAAAAAUCAGCACGAACUCGCCCAGGUUAUUCUCUCCCAUCACCAUGAUGUUACUGGCGGUGCUGCAGUUGCUGGCGAGCGCUUUACAGCAGCUUUAUAUCCAUCUGGUUGAUUU
Messenger RNA from Pomacea canaliculata, 1010 nucleotides. RefSeq lists its product as uncharacterized. The coding region runs from base 1 to 867 and encodes 288 amino acids. The transcript has 3 exons. The record is from RefSeq and is a predicted model, not a curated record. NCBI's taxonomy places the organism in Eukaryota, Metazoa, Mollusca, Gastropoda, Architaenioglossa, Ampullariidae.